CAACCGGCAAGUCUGUCAGGCCAUUUCUUGUAAAUGCCCUCAGUUAGAAGAACAGCGCUUCCGGAAUGGGCCGGCCCGACGACGCUCCAGCGAAUCAUUGGUCAGAAGGAGGCAGCGCUGUCCAAUCAAAUAGCAGAUGCUUCAUUCACAACACCGAGCUUUAUAAAGUUGAUAGGCAUGUGUAGGGGCGAGUUGAUCUCACUUUACUUAAUCGGGCAGAGGUCUAUCGAUCAUCUUCUGAACGUUAUCACAAACUGUAAACAAUACUUGGUCAACAAGAUGUCAAACUCUGGAGGGCGCAGACUGAAGCAGUGGCUGAUAGAGCAGAUCGAGAGCGCGCAGUACUCCGGGCUGCAGUGGGAGGAUGAAAGCCGCACUUUGUUCCGAAUUCCGUGGAAACACGCAGGAAAACAGGAUUACAAUCAAGAAGUAGACGCAUCCAUUUUCAAGGCCUGGGCUAUGUUUAAAGGCAAGUUUAAAGAGGGGGAUAAGGCUGAGCCUGCAACAUGGAAGACCCGGCUCCGCUGUGCCCUGAAUAAGAGCCCUGACUUUGAGGAGGUGACUGACAGGUCACAGCUGGACAUCUCCGAGCCCUACAAAGUCUAUCGCAUCGUACCUGAGGAAGAGCAAAAGCAUGGCAAAAGCUCAAUGAUGGCCUUGGCAGCCUCCAGCUCUGGUGAUAUCACUGACAUGGACUGCAGCCCUGCAGCAAUAGAGGAGCUCAUCAAAGAGGAGGAAGGCUGUAGUAUCCAGUCCAGUCCAGAGUACUGGUCCCAGGGCAGCAUCAAUGCUUUCCCAAUACACCAGGACCCUCUGCCAUCAGGUGCUGUCGGCUCAGCUUUCUCCCAAAUGAUGAUCAGUUUCUUCUACGGAGGGAAACUGAUGAACACACAGGUGGUAACUCAUCCUGAAGGCUGCAGGAUCUCCCCACAGCAGCACCUGAGUCGGGGCGCCCUUUACAGUUCAGACAGCAUGCAAAGUGUCUGUUUCCCCCCUGCUGAGCUCAUCGAGUAUGAGCGCCAGCGCCAAGUCACACGUAAGCUCCUGGGCCACCUGGAAAGAGGCAUCCUGGUCCGAGCCAACCAGGAGGGCAUCUUCAUCAAGAGGCUGUGCCAGAGCAGGGUCUUCUGGAGUGGGCUUGGAGAAGUGGGCUCACAGUACAGCCCCAUGCCUAGUAAGCUGGAGAGGGAUGCUGUGGUCAAGAUUUUUGACACAGGGAGGUUUCUGCAAGCUCUACAACUAUACCAGGAGGGUCAGUUUCCUGCUCCAGAUCCAACAGUGACUCUGUGUUUUGGAGAGGAGCUCCAUGAUCUCAACAAUGCAAAAAGCAAACUGAUCAUCGUGCAGAUCACUGUAGUGCACUGCCAGCAUCUGCUAGAAACAAUGAACAUGAGGCGUCCUCCGGUCUUCUCCAACAACCCCAACCUGGACAUGUCUGAUAGUGCGGCCUCUGACCAGAUGGCCCGGAUCUACCAGGACUUGUGCAGCUACAGCGCCCCCCAGAGGCCAGCCUGCUACCGGGACAACAUGCCCAUCACUGCCUGAACUGUGAGCUCAAACACACCAGCCGGAUGCUCUUACCACUGAAUGUACAAUAAGGACAUUUUGUUCUUCUCUGACAAACAUUCACAAAGUGAACCCGGUUUAAAACAACAUGUUUCACAAUUUGGUUUGACUAAAAGUAACACAAUGGCAAGGGAGACAGAAAGACAGUGAGGGGAAAAUCUUUUAUUAAGGGCUUUGAAUUUUCACUAGUCAAGUGGUUUUAUCUGAACCCCUUACACAAGGGGAGACUGGGCAGCCUGGGUCAUCCCCCCUCCUUCACUCUUCUAUCUAAAAAAGGAGACAGAAAAGCCACAAAGUAAUACUGAAAAUGAAUGUUUUCCUUAAAGUGUGUGUUGGAUUUAAGCAAAUGAUUCAAAAGGUACCACUGUUGGUCCAUCUUAGUUGGGCCAGGCCUCGUUCUUCUGACCUUAUCAGAGAGAAUGAAGACCUUCUUUGUCAUUUUUAUACAGCAGUUCUAAAGGCAGCAUAAAGUAAAAAGAAACGGACUUUUUGUGUUCAUUUUGUAUUUUAUUGUCUUUACCAUCACAGCCAGUUCCUAAACUUUAGUGAGACCACACAUAGCUGUUUUUGUCAAGCAAAACAAACUGUUUCCUGCUUUUCUGCUACUUUUGAAUGUCUAAAUAUUUCCAUCGAUAACCUUCUCAGCAUUUUGUACAUCUCUAGGUCUGUAUGUUUCCAUUCAUAAGACAUCAGAGAGACAGUAGUGGGACACUUGCUCUGCUGCCAGUACAAACUGAAGUGAACUAAGAAAAUCUGCUUUAAUGUUGGAUAACAGCUGUCAAAAAAUCUAAGCUGGAGGGCUGACAUAAAAUCUUCAGUGUGUUUGUACUCAAGCAUUCAUGGAACUAACUGUUGUAUAAUAAUGUUUAUAGAUGUACCUAAAGCUGAUACAGACUCCUGAGUCUAACCUUUCUUAGUUAUUUAGUCACUUUUCACUCAGUAUAUGUUUCAGAGUUUACAAAACAGACUUACUCAGAUUACUCUCAAAGAUUAUCAUUAUUUUGUUUGUUAAGAUCCUAGAAAACGGUACAAUGACAGAUUCGAUCGAACAGUUUUAGUUCUCAUUUCUUGUGAUAUUUUGACAUGUAUGAUCCUUCUUGUUUUUGAGUUGCUUCUUAAGUCAACAAGCUUUUGAGUGAAGCACAACACAUUGAUUUUUUAUAUAUAAAUAUUUUGUAUUUUCUAUAGAGAACAAAAAUGAGCUGUUUAACGUGGCAUUGUGUGAAAGAUAGGUUUUACUAUCAGACUGUUUAAGUUGAGCUUCAUUUUAUCAUUUCUACAAACUGUGUAUCAAGUAAAACAAAGUUUUUUACUGAG
This is a messenger RNA of Cheilinus undulatus (humphead wrasse), 2883 nucleotides long. RefSeq names its product interferon regulatory factor 8 (gene irf8). Lineage: Eukaryota; Metazoa; Chordata; Actinopteri; Labriformes; Labridae. The transcript has 9 exons. Gene Ontology annotation, biological process: immune system process; regulation of transcription by RNA polymerase II. Gene Ontology annotation, molecular function: RNA polymerase II cis-regulatory region sequence-specific DNA binding; DNA-binding transcription factor activity, RNA polymerase II-specific; protein binding. The record is from RefSeq and is a predicted model, not a curated record. Gene Ontology annotation, cellular component: nucleus. Bases 34 to 1545 code for a protein of 503 amino acids.